Molecule: messenger RNA, 393 nt
Organism: Aspergillus tanneri
Lineage: Eukaryota; Fungi; Ascomycota; Eurotiomycetes; Eurotiales; Aspergillaceae
Exons: 2
Coding region: 1-393 (130 amino acids)
Source: RefSeq, a predicted model, not a curated record
AUGCAAACUCUCCUCGAAAUCCCUGCUGAACUGCGUCUCCUCAUCUACCAAGAACUCGACGAUAUUGACGACGCCCUGCUCCUCACCAGGAUCUGCAAACAACUCAACAUCAUCUUUGACGAACAUCAUCCCACUUCCCAGGCUAACUUCAAAGGAAAACCGGCUUCAUCACAAGUACCACGUCGCGCUGACUGGUCUUACAUCCCAGACCUUGAUCCCUCCAAGAGCACGAAUCCUCGUCGUUCCCUUCCAGGCCACGAGCAAGUGUUCUCUUGUGAGGAGCGAAAGUCAAGUCUCGAGCUAGAGCGCGAAUAUAUUGGCCCGCAGGCUGGAGAUACUUGGGGAAAUGGCGAAGAGUUGAUCAUCUGGGAGAUGGUAACGAACGAUCGUUGA